GGGCUGAAUUGGCUGAGCCAUCUCUAUAUGCAGCAGUAUCCUGGAUUAAUUGUAUGAUUUUUGUAUAGCAUCGUCUGAUAGUCAGACCACUUUUACGAAAUCGCUUUACUUGUUGCAUGUCUUGGCCAUGCAGCCUUACUUCGGCCUGCGCGGUGCGCUUCUAAAUCGUGCCAUCAUUUGGCUUGUCGUAUGCCCGGCAUUCGUGUGUUAUGGAUACAACCAGGGUGUCACCGGUGGGCUCUUGACCCUGGAGUCGUUCGCCAGACAAUUUCCCCAGAUGAACACCCUGACCACCGAGGGUGCGGAGCAGCAUUAUAAUUCCACUAUCCAGGGCACGGUAGUCGCUCUGUAUACUGUCGGAGGUAUAUUCGGAUCCUUGUCAUGCAUCUACCUGGGAGACCUUCUGGGGCGCCGGCGCGUCAUUUUCAUUACGUCCGCUGUAUCGCUCAUCGGAGCCAUCCUCAUGGCCACCUCGUUCGAACUCGCCCAAUUCAUUGUCGCCCGCCUGGUGCUGGGCGUGGGCACCGGAGGUUAUGUGGCUACUGUACCUGUGUGGCAGGCCGAAAUCUCUCAGGCGAAGAAGCGUGGCGCCCAUGUCGUAACGGACGGUAUUUUCAUCGGUGCAGGCAUUGCCAUUUCCUUAUGGAUAGACUUCGGCUUCUACUUCGUGAAGGGGAACUCGGUCUCCUGGCGCUUCCCGCUAGCUUUCCAAGUUAUCCUCUCGUUGAUAGUCAUGGCUUUUAUCACAGUAUUUCCCGAAUCCCCCCGAUGGCUUGUCAAAAUGGGCCGGCAAGAGGAGGCACGCGAGAUUCUGGCGGCAUUAGCUGAUCAGGAGCCUCACGCGGAGGAUAUCAACAUGGCUCUCCGUGACAUAGAACGAUCCCUGGCCCUAUCCGGCUCCGGAUCAUGGAAGGACAUGCUGACGAUGGGCGAGCAACGGCUAUUUCAUCGAACGGUUCUCGCCGCCGCCGGGCAGAUGUUCCAACAGAUGUGCGGUAUCAAUCUCAUAACUUUCUACGCUACCACAAUCUUUGAACAAUACUUAGGGCUAAGCCCUAUACAAUCUCGGAUCCUGGCGGCAUCCAUGACUCUCACCCAGCCGCUUGGCGGAUUCCUGGCUUUCUUCACCAUUGACCGGCUAGGCCGGCGAGCGCUGAUGCUUUGGAGUGCGGCUGGCAUGUCGGCGUCCAUGGCGGUGUUAGCCGGUACCACUUCGGUUAAGGACAGCACGGGCACGCUGGUGGCGGCCGUGGUGUUCUUAUUCGUCUUCGAGUUCAUCUUCACCGUGGGAUACUCCGGAUUGACCUUCCUAUAUGCCACAGAGGUAGCCCCGUUGCAGCUGCGUGCGGCUAUCAGCGCCGUCUCAACCGCCGCCGUGUGGACAUUUAACUUCCUACUGGCAGAAGUGACGCCAGUUGGAUUCAACACCAUCGGAUACCAGUACUACAUUAUUUUCGCUGUGUUGAAUGCAGCCAUAGUACCAGUGGUGUACUUUUUCUUCCCAGAAACCAACGGACGGACUCUGGAAGAAAUCGACGAAAUCUUCCUCCAGUCGAAGAGCGUCUUCGAUCCACCCCGUCUAGCCAGAACGCUGCCUAAAAUGCAUCUGGCCGAAGAUGUCGACAUCGAGGGAGGAACUGAAUCAGGGGAUAGUGAUGGGAAGGGUAAGAUGUAAAUGGCAAAAUCCUUCAGGAAUGGUGGAGAAAUGAAAUUACUAUUGAUGGAUAGUUUAUGAUCAACAUGAUACUUGCUAGUUCAAAUACGGAUGAUCGGCUCUCCGGGCCGUUAUGGUUAAAUUGAAGGCAUUCUUCAGGGUAUUAUCCGCGACAUUCCGUGUCACUUUCGCCGUGUCGGAUGUGAAUCAAUCUGAAACGCUUCCAUCUAGAAGGAUCGUCGCUCUAGUAUAAAGUUCACAUAGGCACCCGACAGGUUAGAUCACCACAAACCCAUCAUACAUAGUUCAGUCUCUCCGGAAUGAAGUCGAUUCUCU
This is a messenger RNA of Aspergillus alliaceus, 1990 nucleotides long. Its product is annotated as putative MFS sugar transporter. The record is from RefSeq and is a predicted model, not a curated record. Gene Ontology annotation, cellular component: membrane. Gene Ontology annotation, molecular function: carbohydrate:proton symporter activity. Lineage: Eukaryota; Fungi; Ascomycota; Eurotiomycetes; Eurotiales; Aspergillaceae. Gene Ontology annotation, biological process: transmembrane transport; carbohydrate transport. The transcript is spliced from 2 exons. The coding region runs from base 128 to 1675 and encodes 515 amino acids.